CGUUUCAGUGAUGCUUUCAUCGCAGCGGGACCUUCUGUGGCCCUCGAGGGACCCGCGGAUGAUGAAAGUCACACAGAAUCAAAACUUCAACAUGAACAAGAUAAAUCAAACUCCCUUCCCAUUCCUUCUGUUUCCAAGCGAAUCGUGCUUGGUGAUUCUGUCUGUAACAUGGCAGGCACGGCUGACCACGCAGGCAGCAUGGUAGACCUCAAAGGGGAUAAGGACUUGUUCAGUAAAACUCCAGAGCUUGUCAAUGAGGGUACAAGUGAGCUCCGUCACCGUAGUAGAGGGGAACUGCCAUCUGAAGCUGCACCACGGCCACCUAGACAUGGAUUAGACCAGUACUUAUCCAGAUUUGAUGAAGCUCUGAAGCUGAGGAACCAGCUGAUGAAUGAGAAGCCAAGCCAAGAAAAUGGGAAUGCAGUGGAGGAGUUUGACUCUUUCCGCAUUUUUAGAUUGGUGGGAUGUGCUCUGCUUGCCAUUGCAGUCAGGGCUUUUGUGUGCAAGUACUUGUCAAUAUUUGCACCAUUUCUUACUCUACAACUUGCUUACAUGGGACUGUCCAAGUACUUUCCAAAGUGUGAGAAGAAGGUGAAAACAACGGUAUUAACUGCUGCUCUUUUACUGUCUGGAAUCCCUGCAGAAGUGAUUAGUCGCUCCAUGGACACCUACAGCAAAAUGGGAGAUGUUUUCACAGACCUUUGUGUCUAUUUCUUUACUUUUAUCUUUUGCCAUGAACUUACACUGUUUUUUGGUUCUGAAGUACCAUGAUGGCUGCAGAAUUCAGCACUGUAGUUACACUAAAGCUUUCUGGACUGUAUUCCUUUGAUGUCAUCUGACUGCGGAGAGGUUUAAACCUUCAUUAAAAUUCUUACCUGUUCGAAUGCUUGAAAGGAGCCUUAAAUCCAGUCAUUUUGGGAAAGGAAGAGCAGGGUCCCAGACUGCCAGUUGUAUUGGUUCGGUUUAUUUAAAUACUGUGUCUGCCUAUUAUAAAUGUGAAGAAUAGGAUGCAAGUGUCAGUGGAUGAUUUAUUUGGCUUAGUUAGAUGAUGCCCUUCUCAGCCUCCUUCAAAAACAUUUACAAAGCUGUCUUUGUGUUCAGUGAGAACAGAGAAUUCCUUUCAGCACAAACAUAGACGUGUACAUAUCCAGUAUGGCUAUAGCUAACGAGAACUGCUCAUUUUGUGGUGUUCCCAUUUUUUUUAAGAAAGCUCUAAAUAAAAGAAAUCCCUGCAACCCCAUGUUCAUGUUCAGAAUGUUGAACCACGUAGCUGCUUCUGGAGAAUGUUGGUGAAACAUGCCACUUUGUUGUCCUAAUCCUCGCCAAAUACAUUAUUUGUGAUUGUGAUUAAUUUAAUUUGAUGAUUAUAGUGCAAAACAAUUAAGCAAAGCCAACACCAAAAAAGCCCUGUUGCUUACAAAUGUCAUCAGUCAAAAAGUAGGAAGAAAUAAAAUUGUUAAACUCACCUGUUAGUGAGUUUCCAGCAACCUAAUCCUAGUGUAGCUCAUUCACCUGGGUUUGGGUUUUUUUAAUUAUUAUUAUUUUAACAGUUUAGCUCAUGAGGGGAAGGUCAUAUAUCCUGGCAACCAACCUGCAGUAGCAAAUGUUUGCUCUAGUAUAUGUAAAACUUACAAGGGCACUGGGUUUUUUUCUAGCUCUGCAGGAUUGCUCAAGACAACUUCAAUAUGACAUUAAUUUCUGCAGUUUGUCUCUGUUUAUUACCAGACAUUUUCAUGUAAACAGGAUCUUAACUGCAGAGGGGUUUUGCUCCUGCUGUGGCAUGCUGCACCCAGCAGCAUACAAUCUUUGAUUCAGCAGAGCUCUGUACAUGAACUUUUUUGGUAUGUCUCUGAAAUCAGCCUGGUGAAAUCUCAGUAACCAUUCCUGUUUAAAUCCUGUACGCUGCAGGUGGCGGUGAAAUAAAAAAUAGCACUUUGAGCUGACUCCCAGAUGAAGUUCUAUGUAUGAAGGGAGAGUAGCAUUUUGUAUUUUUUUUUUCGUGGAUGUCCAGCCACAAAGGCAAAAAGAAAACAAAUAUGGAUGAGUCCCAUCACUGGAUAAAGUAGGGAGCUAGCGAAUGAUCUUGUUUCCAGUCUCCUAGGGAUUUUGCACAGCGAGAGGAAG
Molecule: messenger RNA, 2124 nt
Organism: Egretta garzetta (little egret)
Lineage: Eukaryota; Metazoa; Chordata; Aves; Pelecaniformes; Ardeidae
Gene: CAMLG
Product: calcium modulating ligand
Exons: 4
Biological process (GO): tail-anchored membrane protein insertion into ER membrane
Cellular component (GO): GET complex
Source: RefSeq, a predicted model, not a curated record